This is a messenger RNA of Lactuca virosa, 1208 nucleotides long. The record is from the annotation of a GenBank genome assembly. Lineage: Eukaryota; Viridiplantae; Streptophyta; Magnoliopsida; Asterales; Asteraceae.
CCAAAUCAUCAUCACUUUCUUACAACGUCAGAUUGUCACGCAGACAGAGACAUAGAAGGAGAGAGAGAGAGAAAGAGAGAAAGAGCGAGGGAGGGAAGGAAGAGGGGUGAAUUGCUCGAGUUUGGUAAAGAAAACAGAUAGAUCAUACAUAAAUUUGUGGACGAACGGAGAAGAAUCAAAGAAGAACAAGGAGAUUUUAAGAGGGGAACCAUUGUUCUUGAUUGAUUGAUGAUGGCGUCGUCGAUGAAAUUAUCUCUGUUAUUCAUGUUCAUUACGCUCACGAUUUUCUCUUCCGUUUCCUCAGCUCUUCCGUCCUUAUCAUCGAGCUGUCAUCCUCAGAUUCAUCCAUUUCUUCACGAUCUACAGCUUCAGUGCCCUACCACAAUCGUAUCCUCUUCGCCGAUCGAGAUGAAUGGGGAUUCUCUCGACAACUUUAUGAGUUCCUAUAAAACAAAUGCAUACACAUCGAUUUUAUUCUAUGCUUCAUGGUGUCCAUUUUCUAUAAAUGCUCAAACCAAAUUUCAAGCUCUUGCUUCAAUGUAUCCACAAAUUAAACACGUAAAAGUAGAACAAUCAUCAGCAUUGCCAAGUGUUUUCUCAAGAAAUGGAAUUCAUAGCCUCCCAACAAUUUUAAUAACAAAUAGAACAUCCCGAAUGCAACAUCAUGGCCCAAAAGAUUUAGACUCCCUUUUGAACUUCUAUCAAAGAACCACAGGACUCGAGCCUACAAUGCAUUUAACAGAAGAACAACUCGAACUCGAUUCCUCUUUUGAAAACAAAAACAUAAAUUCGUUAAAACAGAUAAUCAGUAGCGAACCCUAUCUCGUAUUUUCCAUAUUAUUCGUUUCAUUAAAAUCACUCCUAUUUUUAUGCCCCGAAAUUAUACCCAAAAUUAUAGCGUUAUGGGCAGCAUACAUUCCUCGUUUAAAUCUAUCGAUAUUUGGGGAAUCGAAACAGCUUUUGACUCAUGCACUCCACCUGUUCGACGUAAAGUCUGCUUUUAAAAAGCUUAAAAUUAGCAAAAACAGGAACUUUCGUAACGGUGUCGUUUUUGGGGUUGGAGUCGUUGGGAGAGACGUCAUUGGCUAGACUCUAGAGCCUGGUUUAUUUGCUAGUAGGGUAUAAAAUAUAAAUGGAUAAUCAUGAAAACCGUUUACUUGUUUCUUUAUAAAAUAUUUAGAGAUGAUUAAAUACUUUUUGUAAUAUAU